Molecule: messenger RNA, 1138 nt
Organism: Glossina fuscipes
Lineage: Eukaryota; Metazoa; Arthropoda; Insecta; Diptera; Glossinidae
Product: phospholipid scramblase 1-like
Exons: 3
Coding region: 207-695 (162 amino acids)
Biological process (GO): plasma membrane phospholipid scrambling
Cellular component (GO): plasma membrane
Molecular function (GO): phospholipid scramblase activity
Source: RefSeq, a predicted model, not a curated record
AUUUUUUAAUUCCAAAAAAAAAACUGUCUACAAUCAUCUAUUAAAAGCGAAAAGGUAUUCCUACCGCAUUGGAGUUCAUUGCAAAAGCUAAAAAGAUUUAUAUUGAGCGCUUAAUAGGCUUCUUCGAAGUUAUUGCUAAAUUUGAAACAGCGACCAAGUAUGAAAUUUUGAAUGAAAAACAUGAAAUUAUUUAUUAUGGGUUUGAUAUGUCAAGUUGGGCCUACUCAAACACUCUAGUAGUGGUGGACCUAAAUGAGCAGAAGGAAAUAUUUUGUAUGCAACGGCCGUUUCGAUUGAAAAAUUGGUGCUUACCUUGUUGUUUACAAAAAUUGAUAAUAUUUUAUCCGAACGGUUGUCUGAUCGGCGUAAUUGAACAAAAAUGGUCAUUAAUUAGAACAGCCUUUCGCAUACGAAGUGAAGACGGUGAUAUUGUGAUGCGUGUUCGAGGCCCAUUUUUUACGUGUUCGUGCCGCGGAGAUGUAGUUUUUCAAAUUGACACACUUCAAGGCCAAAAAACGGCAGAAAUCAGGAAGCAGUGGCCUGGAUCUUUACCCGAUGAUGAAAAUGCGCAAGCGAUUUUUGAUGCUGAAGUUUGUGGAAUUGUCUUCGAAAUACCACUAAGUGUGCAUGAAAAAUUAUUGAUUCUAGGUGCAGCUUUUCUUAUAGUAAGUCGAAUAUUUAUACUGAUCAUAUAAUUAUUCUUGGUUUUGCUUUAUGUUCUUUUCUGUUUUUGUUUCAGAAUUAUAUGUUCUAUGAGUAAUGACUUCAAACAUCCUCAUCGUAUGUAUAACACGUUAUAUAAAAAUAUAUCAAAAAAAUUCUUUAAGAAAAAAAUGAACUAAUUUUGAAUAAAUAAUGUUGAAUAUGCGAUGAGCUGAAAUUUAUAUAGAAGAUUAGUGACGGUCUUCUCGCUUUACAAAAAAUUGAUUUUAGGUGCUGCACUCAUUGUAGAAUGUUUACUUUCCAUAAAAUUAAAAAUGUCUGAAUCGAUUUAAUGAUGUCCGUCUGCUGUAAAUAUGAUGAUGGAAUCAUUUUCAAAUUCGGAGAAAAAGCGUAUUACUAUUGAAAUAAUGAGUAAAAAGACAUAUCCACAGUACACCGAACUAAGAAAAAAACUUUACUUUCAAAAGCCAAAAAA